UUGGCACCUAUGUAACAUUACAUCAAUUCUAAAUAUCAUAAAACAUUUUAAUCUCAAAGUAAUGUUUUUUUACUACAAGAACACAAUUUGAAAAACCUUUUGAUUGCAAUGUUGGAAUAUGUUCCACCGCGUGUUGAAACAAGCUUGAAUGCAUACAUCAUCUGCAUUGUUGAUUUGUGACCUGUACCAGGUAGGUAAGGUCACAAAUUCCUGCUCGUCACUAAUGUUUGGGACUCCGCUGGUCGCUCUCUAUUUAUGGGCGGGUCGCUGUGACGUCAGGGGCUGGCAGAAAACAGCAACUGACGGCGAGCACGGAGAGCAGGAAUCAAAACAAGAGACGGGAACGCCUUCUUUUGCAUAGGUUGCCUUUCUAGACUAGCAUUAUAACCACUGGUAGAGUGCAUGAAAAUAAGACUGUGGAUUUGCAUUAUCAUAGAGAAGACAAUCUCGCCACCACGUCUUAUAUUAGAAAGACGGCACCAACAGAAGCCUCCAUUUUAGACAGGUAGCCCAACAUGGAAUCAGCAGAAAUGUCAGUCGCUGACAGUCGUUGAGAGUGCCUGUAAAUACAUGGUGUCAGUGCUGUAAAAUGCCCAACCAGAAGAACAUCAAAGGGAAGAAAAGCAAACGCACCAACAGCAGCGGAGAUGAACAAGAAAAUGGAGCCAGUGCGACUGCAACAGGGGGGGCAGCCACAGCAGCUCUAGUGGGGGCGACUGCUGCACCUCGGAGCGGGCGCACAAGUGAAGCCCCAUGCGCCACCCCCCUGAUCUGCAGCCUGGCGCGCCCCAUCGACCUGGACAAGGAUGACUACCAGCGCGUGCUCUGCAACAGCGAGCUCUGCCCCUACGGCAACUGGAUGCACCUGCAGUGCUUCUACGAGUGGGAGAGCUCCAUCCUCAUCCAGUUCAACUGCAUCGGCCGCGCCCGCUCCUGGAACGAGAAGCAGUGCCGGCAGAACAUGUGGACCAAGAAGGGCUACGACCUGGCCUUCCGCUUCUGCUCCUGCCGCUGCGGCCAGGGACACCUGCGCAAGGACACGGACUGGUACCAGGUGAAGCGCACGCAGGACGACCGCAAGAAGAAGCCCACGGAGAGGAGCUCCAGCAGGGCCGGCCCCGGGGCACUGCUGGGGGCCUGCGGAGGGGCAGCGGGGGGGGGCGCCGCCGGCUGGGACGGCCUCGCCCUGGACGAGGUCAAGAAGAGCAAAGUGAGUCCGGGGGGAGGAGUUGGUGGUGGCAAGCUGAUACAGAGAGCCUCCAGCCAGGAGCUGCCUCGCAGGCAGUCCCUGGAGCGGCAGAACUCAUCCGAGAGAGGAGCCACGGGUGGGGGAGGAGGAGGAGGUGGGCUAGGGUACCCGGGGCACCACCAUAACCCGGGCGGGACGUUUCCCUUCGGGGCUCUGCAGAAGUCUCCCUGCGGCUCCCCGGGACAGUCCCCCACCGCCGGCUUCCCCUUCUUCUCCCCAGGCGGCUCCGCCGCCUCCCCCUUCGGGGCGGGUGUGGGAGGGGGAGGGCCGGCCACCCGAGGGUCCCGCCACCUCGGCGAGUUCUUCAAGUCGGCCGUGCUCAUGGAAAGGAAGCACCUUUUGUCCGGGGCCGGCGGGGGCGGGGUCUGUGGCGGGGGCGGGGGGGCAAUCAGCCGCAGCGGAGGGAUGGGGGCGUCCCACCUGGACGCCGGAGGCACCGUCCUCCCCCUGGCUUUCGCCUUGCCCCUCCCCCACCGCCUGGCCCACGACGCCGGUCACCCGCACCAUUCCCACCACCACCAACACCUCCACCUCAACCACCACCACCCGGUCCAGUUCCUCCGUAGGCUGGACCUCUCUGAGCUGUUUGCACACGUCCCGCGCCACAAGCUCAACACCUACCACGUCCGCAUGGAGGACGACACACAGGCGGGCCAGGGGGAGGAGCUGCGCAGGUUUAUACUGUCGGCCCUGAGCGCCAGCCAGCGCAACGUGGUCAACUGUGCCCUGUGCCACCGGGCCCUGCCUGUGUUUGAGCAGUUCCCCCUGGUGGACGGCACGCUCUUCCUGAGCCCCUCGCGCCACGACGAGAUCGAGUACGACGUCCCCUGCCACCUCCAAGGUAGACUGAUGCACCUGUACGCCAUCUGUGUGGACUGUCUGGAAGGCGUCCACAAGAUUGUCUGCAUCAAGUGCAAGUCACGGUGGGACGGCAGCUGGCACCAGCUGGGCACUAUGUACACGUACGACAUUUUGGCUGCAACCCCUUGUUGCCAGGCCCGUCUCAACUGCAAGCACUGUGGCAAGCCAGUGGUGGACGUGCGGGUGGGAAUGCAGUACUUCUCAGAAUACAGCAAUGUGCAACAGUGCCCCCACUGCGGAAACCUGGACUACCACUUUGUCAAACCCUUCUCCUCGUUCAAAGUACUCGAGGCCUAUUGACAAAUAUUGCACAUGCAUGCUAGUGAAGUCGCUUUUUCAUUAGCAAUCGUUGAAAACAGAAAUAUCGUUCCUUGGAAAAGGUCUUAACGGACCUUGCAGUGCCUAUGUUUCCUUUAUAUUUCUCCACUUUUUUUACGUAGAAAUAGAUAGUACGGCUUAAGUUGAAUGCGUUAAGACAGAGUCUUCACGCUUCCGAGGGAAAAGUACUGCUACACUCGAAGGGUUGUGAAACUAGUAUUUCAGUCAAACACAUUUAAAUGUGACAGUUGAAUGUAUCUGAAUGCCAAAAUUGUUUCCCUUUUCUUUUUUUACAAAACAUGAAAAAAUAAAUCUGGAAUAAAGAUGUAAAAUGUAGGCCUUAUUUAUUGCAUUGGCGACUUUACCUUGAAAUGCGUUAAUUAACCUUUGCAACUCAGUCUCAUUAAUUAACAAACCUCUUGGUAGAAACUGUCCAUUCUAACCCAAUUAUUUAUUUAUUUAUUCAUAAUUUAUUAUUAAUUUCAUCUUUGCAAUUUGAUUUUCCUUCUUCUGCAGAGCUCCGUCAGACCUCAAUCAGAAAAUAUACACAAAAGAAACCUGAACCAAGUACCACUGCUUAGCCAGACUUUCUAUUUAGGCAGGAUUCCACACAAGGAACUGGACAUUUACAUUUACACACAAAAAUACUCGAAGGGCGUCAUUUCGCCCGUCGUCUUUCCAGAUAGUUCCUUUAUCAGACUUUGGAACUAUUUAAGUGCAAUGAAUGAUCCCAUACAACUUUUAUCGCCAACCUUUCUUCCUCCACACAGCAUGGUGAUAAAACCAAACGUGUACCUCAAUGUACAUGACCCUCGUACAAUAAUUCACAAAGUAGCGUUAUAGUAGAGUGCUCUCAAAAUGACCGAAACGUUCAUAGACCUUCUCUCGGGCUACUGUUAUGCCUGGUACUUUGAUGCAUCAGCAGGGCCAGCAGGGCUAUCGGGAGGCGUUCCGGGCUCGCUGCACUGUGGUGUAGCGUCUGUUGGCGGCGGUGGUUGCGGUUUGCUUUUCUCCUUCUGAGGCGCCAGUUCCUUGGCGGAGGGCGGGCGGAGAAUGCACAUGGCCCUGCCGUCUCUGAUGACUUUGGGCUUGGCAACGAAGCCCACCGUCAUCGGCAUCUGCUGCACCAUGUCGUCCAGGGUCUGGUCCUGUGCAUUCAAAACGGGGGGGAAAUAAAGAUGUAAACCAUUGCAUUAUUUUUUUUGCAGCAUCUCACAUUUAUUUGCCUUAUUUUCCUUUGAGAACCAAUCCAGUGGUUCCAUAUUUCUAUACUCACCAGGGCGACUUUGGAUGCUGUGCGUUUGGCCCGCAGUGUGAUUCGCACGUGGUUCUUCUUUUCUAGCCAGCUCUGGACUUGUUUCAGCUUCGUCGAAAGGUCAUGCGAGGCGAUAUCCGAGGAAAAGGUGAGCUCCUUCACCUGAACAGCGGCUGGGCAAAGUGGACAGGAAGUUCAGAUUCCUUGAGUCUGAUUAUUAUCAGCAUAGCACUUUGAGGAACUCAGCGCGGAGUAGCCAAACACUAAAACAAGGUCACAAGGGAGACGGCACUAAAUCAUCAUUUGUGAUUAACUCCAACAAAUGGCAUGUAAAAACCAAUGUCAAUUGAUGAACCAAUUAGAAACAACAAAUAAAAAUCAAUGCUAAAUUGUGAACAACUUGGGAAGAGGGUACCAGAGGCUGUGUUUGGUUCGUUUUUAAAAGCCAACUGGUACUAUAUCCACAAUAAGGGCACACCAGAUAGAGAAAGUUAGUGAAGUAAUGAUGCAUGUUGGCUGCGUGUCAUGUCUGAUAAGGGUGCAGAAUUUUAUGAGUAUGCGAAAAACAGGAGAUUAUGAAAAAAGAAAUCCAAAGAAUCCAUUAUAAGGGUCUGUGGGUAAAAUGCAUUGGUGAAUGAAAUGCCCAUUGAGAAUAUCUGUUUUGAGUUGACGGCACCUGCCUCCUUAUGAGCCAAGUUUGAUUUUAGA
This is a messenger RNA of Gadus chalcogrammus (walleye pollock), 4391 nucleotides long. It is a transcript of the gene heca, whose product is annotated as hdc homolog, cell cycle regulator. The transcript has 5 exons. The record is from RefSeq and is a predicted model, not a curated record. Bases 590 to 2410 code for a protein of 606 amino acids. NCBI's taxonomy places the organism in Eukaryota, Metazoa, Chordata, Actinopteri, Gadiformes, Gadidae.